Messenger RNA from Trifolium pratense (red clover), 1584 nucleotides. Its product is annotated as reticulon-4-interacting protein 1, mitochondrial. The coding region runs from base 175 to 1251 and encodes 358 amino acids. NCBI's taxonomy places the organism in Eukaryota, Viridiplantae, Streptophyta, Magnoliopsida, Fabales, Fabaceae. The record is from RefSeq and is a predicted model, not a curated record. The transcript is spliced from 7 exons. Gene Ontology annotation, molecular function: oxidoreductase activity.
AGACAGAGAGAGAGAGCGCCAAAUGAAGCCACGGCAACAACUAACAUUUCAUUUUCUCUUUCUGCGGACUAUAAUACAGACACGUUCCUUCUUUCUCUCUCUUUCUCAUUUCCUCAUUCACAAAAUCACAUGCACACUCUUCUUCAAUCUCAACAACACUGAAAACACUCCAAGAUGCGAAUUCCGAUCAACCACCGUUUCACAAACCUAAUCACACAUUCAUCCCGCCACAUCUCCACCUGCAGAGCCAUUCUCCUUCCCUCUUUCGGUGGACCCCACAAUCUCCAACUUCACCAUAACGUCGAAAUCCCUCCUCUCAAACCCCAUGAAGUCCUCGUCCAUUCUCGCGCCGUUUCCAUUAACCCUUUGGAUACCAGAAUGCGUGUUGGUUAUGGGCGUUCAGUUUUUGAGAGGCUUCUGCCGAUUAUUUUGGGCCGUGAUGUGAGCGGAGAGGUGGUGGCGGUUGGUUCUGAGGUGAAGUCUGUGUGUGUUGGCCAACAAGUUUUUGGGGCUUUGCAUCCAACUGCUAUUAGAGGGACUUAUACUGAUUAUGCAAUUCUUUCUCAAGAUGAGGUUACUGCAAAACCAGAUUCACUUUCUCAUGUGGAAGCAAGUGCCAUUCCUUUUGCUGCACUGACAGCAUGGCGUGCUCUAAAUGGUACUGCUAGAAUAACUGAGGGGCAAAGGAUAUUAGUAAUAGGAGGUGGAGGAGCUGUAGGGUUUUCUGCUAUUCAGUUUGCAGUAGCUGCUGGUUGCCCUGUCACAACUACUUGUGGAAGUCAAAGCAUUGAACGAAUGUUAGCAGCUGGUGCUGAGCAAGCUGUCGAUUAUCUUUCUGAGGAUUAUGAGUUGUCUAUAAAGGGAAAGUUUGAUGUUGUUUUGGACACAAUUGGUGUGGCUGAGACAGAACGGAUGGGCAUUAGUUUUCUGAAAAGAGGUGGACAUUAUAUGACACUUCAGGGUGAAGCAGCAUCGUUGUCUGAUAAGCUUGGUCUGACUCUUGGGCUUCCCGCAGCUACAGCUUUUUUAUUGAAAAAACAGAUUCAAUACCGAGUUGUUAACGGAAUAGAAUACUCAUGGAUAUUCAUGAGGGCUGACAUAGAAGGUUUAACUGAGAUUCGAAAGCUAUGUGAAGCCGGAAAGAUGAAGAUACCUGUGGAUAAAACAUUUCCUAUAACACAAGUAAGCGAAGCUCAUGAGGCGAAAGACAAGAGAAUCGUUCAAGGUAAAGUGGUGCUGGAAUUUGAUUGAAAGCCUCAAGCUAAUACAUACCAGGGCGUUGCUUAAACUAGAUUUUUUAGCCUAUUUUCGGUUUCCUCUUCAAUGGAUUGUUCCACAAUUAAUUGAGAAAUAGACAGUUUUUUUUUUUCUUCUGGGUUUUUACUGUAUGAUAGAAAAUGAAACUUUUUUUUUUUGUAAAUUUUGAUUCAUAAUAUCCAAUCACAAAAAAUCUGUAAAUUUGUCGAGAAUUUUGUGUGAUGCUUGAGCUGUAUGCUAUUGUUCUGUUUAGUCAUGCCCACUUGUGAAAGGUGUGGGUAUGACUUUAUACUUCAAUAAAUCCAAUGUGUCAAUUGCUCUUAGUUA